AUGGCUAGAACUAAGCAAACAGCUAGGAAAUCCACCGGUGGCAAGGCUCCUCGCAAGCAGCUCGCUUCCAAGGCAGCUCGCAAGUCCACUCCAAGCACUGGCGGCAUCAAGAAGCCUCAUAGAUAUCGCCCUGGCACAGUUGCUCUUCGCGAAAUUAGGCGAUAUCAGAAGAGCACUGACCUUCUUAUUCGCAAGCUACCAUUUCAGAGGCUUGUCCGUGAAGUCGCCCAAGACUUCAAGACUGAUCUGAGGUUUCAGAGUAGCGCCGUAAUGGCUCUACAAGAGGCUGCCGAAGCCUAUCUUGUGGGUCUCUUCGAAGAUACCAACCUCUGUGCCAUCCAUGCUAAGCGUGUAACUAUCAUGCCUAAGGAUAUGCAGCUCGCCAGGAGGAUCCGUGGCGAGAGAUCGUAA
This is a messenger RNA of Perkinsus marinus ATCC 50983, 411 nucleotides long. Its product is annotated as histone H3, putative. The transcript has a single exon. Gene Ontology annotation, cellular component: nucleosome. Bases 1 to 411 code for a protein of 136 amino acids. Gene Ontology annotation, molecular function: protein heterodimerization activity; structural constituent of chromatin; DNA binding. The record is from RefSeq and is a predicted model, not a curated record. NCBI's taxonomy places the organism in Eukaryota, Perkinsozoa, Perkinsida, Perkinsidae.